ACAGCUUAGAGAGCCGCCGGUGGCGCACGUGUGACAUUGAAGAGAAAUAAAAAUACAUUUUCGGUGUUCAGCGUUGAGUUAAGGAUACGUCCAAAUGAAUUCUUACCCAAGAGACGAGGAAGGGUAUCCUGUACCAAGUCGAGGAAAGGAAAUAGUUCGAGAACAUAUGGAGAGACGGUUCCCAGGACGGCGUUUCUCGAUAUAUAAGACGUUACGCUGGCUGGAACAUCCCCUCACAGGGCGCAAUUUACAUCUGAACUGCUACAACGAGGAGUUGCGACUCGCCGUUGAGUACUACGGCAGGCAGCACUAUGAGUUCGUGCCGGACAUGCACGAAAGAUGGUCCGCCUUCAAGUACCAACAAUAUCGAGAUGCGGUGAAGCAAGAACUGUGUGAGGAGAACAAUGUACAUCUGAUUAUUGUGAAUAGUAUGAAAGUAGGUCUUGACGAGAUUUCUGAUUACAUUGACGGAGAACUGAAAAAAAUUUCUGAUAAGAAAGUCGAUCCCGAUGAGGAAAUCGAUUCUGAUGAGGAAAUCGAUUCUGAUGAGGAAGUCGAUCCGGAUGAGGAAAUCGUAUCUGACACAGAUCCUGUAAACUAGUGGUUUCGCAUGCAGCACAGGAGUUUUGCUGGUCGUCGCUUGCGCGUAGCAUGCGUGUCGCGCGCGAGUGCGGGUCGCUUUAUAUUACUAUUAUUAUUAUUACAUCUAUUUUAGACUCUCGCCUCUCCCGAGGCCGAAAAGAUUAAUUAUUAUAAUAAUAAUAAUAAAAAGACUUUGUUAUUUGUAUUUUCGCACCUUCAAAAACAAAUCUUUUGAAAGAUGUUAAAGAAAGGCUUCAAAAAUUGAGCGUAGCCUUAAUCUGCUCAUAGAACAUCCCAUACAAAAAGACAAUUUUUUAUGUUUGAUAAAAAUACCUUCUUAGUUUGUAAUAAAACUUCAUUAAUUUUUUUGAGUACUUUAUUGACCGUAGCAGCAGAUUACAAAAAAAAACAGUUAUUUUAAUAAACGUCGCGGCGGUCUUGCUCGUGCGCGCCCGCCGCGCGCGCGUAUUCGGACGCACACGUUCGCACAAUCUAGCGAUGCACUAGCGUUGCACAACACUAGUCGUCCCAACGCGCCUUUCAUUAUUAUGCGAAUGUGUGCGUCCGUACACGGUUGCGCACACAUACAAGCCGCGCUGUUAAUUGGUACGGGGUUACCCGUCUUGUUUUAUUCUACUAUUUAUUACGGACCCUCGGGUCUACUCCCGUGCUCCGUCCGCGAUCCAUCCGAAACAACAAUUACUGUCAAAUAAGUAAUACUCGGCCAAAUGAAAAGACAGUGUCAAGUAUGAAGCUUCAAUCGCAUCAUGCGUAAAGACGCAUGAUGUGAAUGAAGCUUCAUAAUUAAAAGUAAUUAGGUUGAGUAUUACUCAUUGGAUAAUAUUGUUUCGGACGGAGAACGAGAGUCCACCCCCUGAUAUGUAGCAAUAAAGUGUAAUAACUUUGUCGUUUUAUUCCUGUACGCACCUGAUUAUAAAAUUAAAAAGAAAUACUAUAAAUCAUUUAACAAACAAACCAAUAAAUGUCGAGUUCUGUUGUCGCGAUUGUUGCACAUGCACGUUUGAUUGUUUGAAAAAACAAAUAUACGCAAUUAAGAUCUGAAAAAAGUUUCAUUUCCUAAGCCAAUAAUAAUAU
Messenger RNA from Hyposmocoma kahamanoa, 1677 nucleotides. RefSeq lists its product as uncharacterized. The coding region runs from base 95 to 601 and encodes 168 amino acids. NCBI's taxonomy places the organism in Eukaryota, Metazoa, Arthropoda, Insecta, Lepidoptera, Cosmopterigidae. The record is from RefSeq and is a predicted model, not a curated record. The transcript is spliced from 4 exons.